UGGCAGGGGAUUUCGUUCAGUGCAACUGAACAAAACGUCAGAAAAUCCCGAAAACAUAAACACAAUGAGUUUUCGAGAUAAACUGCUCAAUAAUUUAGAAAAUGUUAAUGAAAACUGUGUUCGCCAGCAGUAUCCAUCCAAAACGGACGAUGAAAUCGAAGAUAUUCUCUUCCAGCAGUAUCGGCAGCAGAUCAACUCCCAUGGGAAGCUCAAACGGAUGAUUGACCAAUCCGGACGAUCAGAAUCGUACCGCUUCAUUCCGCAGUUCCAUUUCGAACUGCCGAAAAACACCGAUGGGCUGGCCCAAAAACUCCGGGAAGAAGCUCGGACUUUGUUCCUGCAGAAGCGCAGCAAAGAACUGCUGGACAAUAACGAGCUGAAGUUGUUGUGGAGCUUGCUGGAAAAGCACCAUUCCCCACCGCUGAUGGGCGAAGAGCAGUAUAUCAACUACGAGAAUUACUGCAAGGUGGCCACGAUCGCUGGGGACAAGUUUAGGAGGUACCUGACGGCUUCAACUUUUGCCCGGCUCUUGGUAUCUAGUAGCUAUCCGGGAAAGAUCAGUGUCAUGUCCUUGUUCAACUACGCCAUGCGGAAGGUCUGGCUGCAGCAAACGAGGAUUGGCCUGUCCCUGUACGAUUACACCGGACAGGGUUACCUAAACGAGUCGGAUUUGGAAUCGUACAUUCUGGAGCUGAUUCCGACCUUUCCGCAGUUGGAAGGGCUGGAAAAAUCCUUUCAUAGCUUCUACGUCUGCACGACCGUAAGGAAGUUCUUCUUUUUCCUGGAUCCACUGAGGACGGGACGCAUCCGGAUACGGGACAUAUUGACGUGUAGUUUUUUGGAUGAUUUACUCGAAUUACGAGACGAAGAGAUUCCUAAGGAUGCUCAGGAGAUGAACUGGUUCUCCGCACCAUCAGCCUUAUCAGUCUAUGGACACUAUCUGAACUUGGACAAGGAUCACAACGGAAUGCUCAGCAAGAAAGAACUGAUCGGCUACGGAUCGGGAACGCUUACACCCAUUUUCCUGGACCGCGUGUUCGCCGAAUGCUUGACCUACGACGGUGAAAUGGACUACAAGACUUAUCUGGACUUUGUGUUGGCUCUGGAGAACCGAUCCGAACCACAAAGUCUGCAUUAUCUGUUCCGCAUUCUUGACGUCGAGCACAAAGGCUACCUCACAGCAUUCACGUUGAACUAUUUCUUCAAAGGCAUUCAGGACGAAAUAUCAGCCCACCGAGCGGAACCGGUCAACUUUGCCGACGUGAAGGACGAAAUUUUCGACAUGGUUAAACCGGCCGAUCCCAGCAGGAUAACCCUGAAAGACCUCAUCAACAGUGGACAUGGAGAAACUGUCGUCUCGAUACUGAUCGAGUUCCACAAGUUUUGGGCCUAUGAGAACCGAGAAGUGAUGGUAACGGACUCCCAGACGAACGAAGAAUCCCACAAUUUAUGAUAUCGGGGGCGACUCCCGAAUGGGGACAGCUUCGAUGAGGUGGUGACGGCCUUUUGAAUUUACAGUAUCAAAUAGAUCCAAGUGCUCAGUGGGCGAAUACUACAUUCCGUGAAUAUCAAACAGUAUCAAUUAUACAACUAUUUUAACUAAGACUAAAUAAAACAUUACAGUUGCCUUACACUCUAUAUUAA
This is a messenger RNA of Aedes aegypti (yellow fever mosquito), 1644 nucleotides long. Its product is annotated as serine/threonine-protein phosphatase 2A regulatory subunit B'' subunit gamma. Lineage: Eukaryota; Metazoa; Arthropoda; Insecta; Diptera; Culicidae. The transcript has 2 exons. The record is from RefSeq and is a predicted model, not a curated record. The coding region runs from base 65 to 1453 and encodes 462 amino acids. Gene Ontology annotation, cellular component: spindle; centrosome. Gene Ontology annotation, biological process: microtubule cytoskeleton organization; T cell homeostasis; regulation of dephosphorylation.